AUCGAUCUACAGUAUUCCAGUAUUCCACUGAUCGUCGUUCUCUUCGAUAACUGGAAGGCGAAGCUGCGCAAGACGUCUCUUGCUUUUUGCCCGUGAUAAUACAGCCGAUUCCGUGCCCAUCUGUUGGCGUUCGCCAUCGAUUCGACGCUCCGUGUUUAGAUUGUUGUUGUUAUUGCUAACACAAUAAGUCGGUGUAAAUAUGCCAGCGACAAACCGAAAAAAGUCUGGAGGCAACAAAUUUGAGUUCAGUGAAAAACAGAUGGCUGAUAUAAAAGAAGCGUUUGAAUUGUUUAACGUAAAUGAAUCUGGGACAAUCGAAACCAAAGAGCUAAAGGUAGCCAUGAGGGCCUUGGGAUUUGAACCAAAAAAAGAAGAAAUCAAACGUAUGUUGCUUAACAUAAAUAAACAGCAUACUGGCGUCAUAACAUAUGAUGAUUUUGUCACUUUGAUGUCCAUAAAAAUGGCAGAUAAAGAUUCAAGAGAAGAAAUUAUAAAAGCAUUUAAACUGUUUGAUGAUAAUUGUACAGGAAAAAUAACAUUCUCCAAUUUAAAACGUAUUGCCCAAGAAUUAGGCGAGAAUAUUGCCGAUGAAGAACUUCAGGAAAUGAUAGACGAAGCAGAUAAAGAUGGUGAUGGUGAAGUCAGUCAAGAAGAAUUUCUUCAAAUUAUGAAGAAAACCAAUUUAUAUUAAAUAUAUAUUACAUCCUUGUUCUAUCAAAAACAUAUUAUUUAUUUGUGUAUACACUAUUUUGUAUUAAUUCUUCACAGUUACCAUUUAUAAUUAACUUCCUAACACUUAAUAUUUUGUGGGCCAGUCAUAUUUUCUUUAUACAAUAAAAACAGAAUGUUUCCUCAAAAGAAUAAAGUUUUCUAAUAACCUAUGUACAAAUGGAAACAUUAAAUUCAAUUUUCUUCUGAAAAAUCAGUGUGCUGUAAUAUUUUAAAUUAAUGUUAUAAUAUAAUAUAUUAUGUUGAUACAUACCAAAUAUUAAAUUAUAGCAUUUUUUUUAAAGUGUUUCAUAGUCAAACAUGAGUACAAUAUUAUUGUAUCACCCUGCCAAAAAUUUUAAUUUAAUGAAAUAUAAUAACCAAUACUUGUUUUAUGGAGAAAAACUGUGUUUAAUGUUUUCAUAUUUCUAAGAGUUGGUAAUAAUUUUAUUUUUUAGUGGAAAACGGAACCUUUUUUUUUAUUUGAAGAAAAUGUAUUAUGUCCAUUUUUGUUGUAUUCACCACAUGAGACUUGAUUAUAUUAUACAUUAUCUAAUAGUUUAAGAAUAAAGUGAGAAAAAAAACAUUAAUUAUAAUAA
Molecule: messenger RNA, 1307 nt
Organism: Acyrthosiphon pisum (pea aphid)
Lineage: Eukaryota; Metazoa; Arthropoda; Insecta; Hemiptera; Aphididae
Product: centrin-like
Exons: 5
Coding region: 200-691 (163 amino acids)
Cellular component (GO): myosin II complex
Molecular function (GO): calcium ion binding
Source: RefSeq, marked provisional